AUGUUAUAUAUUCUUGAAAUAGGAGAGGAGGACGCGUCCGGAUGGCGGGCCGGAAGUGAGCGAGUGACUCCCGGGAGACGAGGAGGUAUACGAGAACACGUACAGUACAGAGAGAGAGAGACGAAGACUCGGGCUGAGGAAACAGUUAAAUCGUCGCCGCUUCCUCUUCAGCUCGUGUAUUGGACCAUGGCCCCUAGCGAAGGUCAGAGGACGGAGGGCGGUGGGCGGGGAGACCGAGAGGAGGGCCCGCGAGACGCUCCUCCCACGAGGAUCGAGGUCCCCGAACCGACCACCGCCGAGUGA
Molecule: messenger RNA, 303 nt
Organism: Danaus chrysippus (African queen)
Lineage: Eukaryota; Metazoa; Arthropoda; Insecta; Lepidoptera; Nymphalidae
Source: the annotation of a GenBank genome assembly